Messenger RNA from Phycomyces blakesleeanus NRRL 1555(-), 393 nucleotides. RefSeq lists its product as hypothetical. The record is from RefSeq and is a predicted model, not a curated record. Gene Ontology annotation, cellular component: endoplasmic reticulum. The transcript has 4 exons. NCBI's taxonomy places the organism in Eukaryota, Fungi, Mucoromycota, Mucoromycetes, Mucorales, Phycomycetaceae. The coding region runs from base 1 to 393 and encodes 130 amino acids.
AUGUCAAAACGUGAUUAUCAUUUUUUACAGUCGAAGAAACCAGGUUGGGCCAAUGAGAAAUUUCUUUUCUUAUUGGCCCAACUUGGUUUCUUCGACUUAAAUGGAUAUGCUGUAAAUAUAGCCAAUCAACGAUUGCCUCGUUCACGCACGGUUGCUUAUAUUAAUGAGUCUACCCACAGUGUCUCACCAACAUAUCUAUCAAAGGCUACUGUUCCCACCCUCCGUCAAAAGAAUGCUGCCUACCAGUCCAACGUCAACAAACGUGGCCAUGUCAAGACUAGCUUGAAACCAAAAAACAAGUUCAAGAUCCCUAUUACCUACUGGGCAAUGGCUUUAAUUGCAUUCACAUUUCUUGGUGGAGCACUUGUUCAAGUCUUGAAUCUCAUUGUAUAA